UAAAACACUCAGGAAGCCCAGAAGCCCCAUUAUCAUCUCCAGUCGCGUUAUUGCAUGGACGCAAAUAUAGCCAAGGAAAUUACAAAUAUAAAAAAUCGAGGAAAACUGAUGCAGGAGUAAGCACAUAUUUUUAUAGGAGGAGUGGGUGAGUGAGAGAGAAAGAGAGAGAGAGAUAGAAGAGCAAGUAAGAGGGAGGAGGGAGACGAAAAGAGGGAGGGUGAGCAACAAGAAAUUCAUUGCAAUUAAUAAUAAAAAAGAGCUGGCAGUCGUGCUCGGAAAACUGGCAUGGUUUUUGGGAGGCUGGCAGUUCAAAGUUGAAACGUCAGAAAUGACUCCAAAAGACUGUUGAGAUGAUCAUUAAGAGAGACUUAGAUCGGAUGGCAGAAGAGAUCGGGCAUCCAGGUGGCGGUCUAAAGUCGAUGCUGGAUGCCAUGGAAGUCCCAAGUCAUGCUAGGCACCUCCUUUUGCAACUGAACACACAACGCACCAAGGGCUUCUUGUGUGAUGUCAUCAUCGUGGUGCAGAAUGCACUCUUCCGUGCUCACAAGAACAUUUUGGCUGCCAGCAGCCUCUACCUUAAGUCUCUUGUUGUUCAUGACAACCUCAUAAAUCUGGACCAUGAGAUGGUCAGUCCAGGUGUCUUCAGGGUCAUUCUUGACUACAUCUACACAGGACGGUUAAGUGAAGGUGACCCCACCUCCCCCACUGAGCCAAAUAUAGGGGCAGUGCUGGCUGCCGCAAGUUACCUGCAGCUUCUAGAUCUGGUAGCGCUAUGCAAAAAGAAGUUGAAGAGGAAUGGGAAGUACCACUUACAUCCUAACCCUGGCUUCUUACCUUACAAGAUAGGCUCUGGUGGGAUGGGAGGACGUUUUCGAGUGUCUACUCCUGUCAUUCAAUCCUGUCUUUCUGGAGGGGUUGUGAGUGCACCUCGAUCUACACCAUUAGAGGACCUGCCUCCCCUCCCAAUGGCUCCCCACGGAGGAGAGCUUUAUGCCCCAGCUCCAACACAGGGGCCGCCACCUUACCCCCCAACAAAGGCGUCCCUGUCACCCCAGUCCAGCCUGCGCUUACCACCCACUGACAGGAACUGCUCAUCCGUCUAUGGCCUUGACCUGUCCAAAAAAAGCCCCAGUUCCCAGUCUCAGCUUUCUUCCAGUCACCCACACUUGAUAUCCUCACUGCACCCAGAUGAGGAUCCUGAGGGAGAGCUGGACCGAAGCACUAGCCCAAUGCACAGCCCCAAUGAUGGCUCCAGAAAAGUAGAGACAGCUCACCACGUUGGGUCUUUAACCCCACAUGCCUUCCCCCUGUCCAACCAUCCCCUUGCACCACAUCUUCCACACCUACACCGUUCUCACGGCCAGGAGUCCUACCCCUGCCACCCCAGUCCCGAGCCCAUGGAGGACUCAAGAGAACAUGGCAGAGAUGGGUCUAGCAUCUAUCGAUGGGUGAAAAACGAACCCUCUAAUCCAGAGGAUGAAGAUGAGGAAGAUGAGGAGGAUGACAGUGGAGGAAUGGGUGAGCAGGAUAAAGACAGACAGCACCAGCACAUGAACCACCAUAAGAACGGCGAUGAAAAGAUGAACAUGAACGAGAGGGGCUACGACAGAGGAACUGUGAACUGUGAUGAUGGCGAAGAUGAGAAUGGGACAGGUAGUGAGGAGACAGGAAGCAGCGAAGGCCGUUCUUCUCCCACUGGUGCUGGUGGAAGAUAUCACUUGCCAUACGAGCCAGAGAGUUUCGGAGAUAACCUAUAUGUGUGCAUCCCCUGUGACAAAGGCUUUCCCAGCUCGGAGCAGCUCAAUGCCCACGUGGAGACUCAUAAUGAGGAAGAGCUUAACAAUGGAAGUGAGAUGGACAACAGCAAUAACAGUGGCAAACCCACUAAUGCCCAUGGACCUACAAGCUUGAAUAGCCCUAGUGGUCUCCACAGCCCCUUCCCAGAUAGCAAAUCAGUGCCAAACCACCAUCCUAUUGGACUUGGCGAGAUCAUCCGCCCGUAUCGCUGUUCUUCCUGUGACAAGUCCUACAAAGAUCCAGCCACACUCCGGCAACACGAGAAGACCCACUGGCUGACGCGCCCAUACCCUUGCAGCAUCUGUGGCAAGAAAUUCACCCAACGUGGUACCAUGACACGCCACAUGCGCAGCCACUUGGGCCUAAAACCCUUUGCGUGUGAUGCCUGCGGUAUGCGCUUUACGCGGCAAUACCGCCUCACAGAGCACAUGCGCAUCCACUCUGGAGAGAAGCCCUACGAGUGCCAAGUGUGCGGAGGCAAGUUCGCCCAGCAGCGCAACCUUAUCAGCCACAUGAAAAUGCACAGCAGCGGAGGGGCCGGCGGAGGACUCACCCCUGACGGCAAGCUGAAGAUAGACUUCUCCGAGGGAAUUUAUCCCUUGAGCAAGUACACAGCCGAGCAUUUGGGUCUAAAGCAGGAGAAAACCUGCGAUCUACUCACAGCCUCGCAGCACUUGCUUGCAGAUGCCAAAGCCAUGGAGAGUUUCUACCCACUGUCAAAGCUGGCGGUUGAACACCUCGGCCUGGCCGGCAAGAUAGACGUCCUGAACCAGACACUUCAACCCCAGGAGUCCCGCACCAUCGAUCGCUACUCUCCCAGCUAGAGGGGGGGACCACUAAGUAAAUCUUCCAAAGAGACAUCACUGUACACCAAUCACAGUAUUCAACUCACACCUCAUCUUCAUUUCAACCUUCACAUGAGAUUUUGGAGGCCGGAAAGUGUUUGGUCGUAAAAUGCUCAUGAACAGUGUUGACUUCUAAACGUGCCUUUGCAGUACAUGCAUUUCUUACUCCCGGAAGGAGAAAACUGUUUUAUUUAUAAUCUGUUUCGACCGUGGACGCUCAGACAAUGCAGUAUUUAUAUAAAAACAACUUCUUUUUUGUUCAAUCACCGAGCCAAACAACCAAUUGAAAACCAAAAAGAGAUUGUUUUUAUUUAUUUUUCUUUGUAUGUUGAAAAAGCCAAAGAGAAAAGAUGUCAGAUGUUACAGAAGAGUGUUGCAAUCAUACCCUAAACUUGUGUACUAAGUGUUGUAUAUAGAAUGAAAAAGCACAUAUGAACAAUAUUCAGGGCUUCUGUCCAGAUCGGAGAGGGAAGUCUGGACCAAAGAUAAAGCCAAAUCUUUGGGAUUUUAUAGUAAUUGGAGGACUUUUUAUAGACUAUUUUCGGAGUACUGGAUCACCUGUAUCUGAUUUUCCAGCUUUGUGAAUGGCCCAGUUUUUUUUCCAUACUUAAAGGGAGCAACUAACAGAAGAGAGUGUUUGUUCCAGGAUUUAGGUAAUGUGAUCUAUGCUUUUCUCUGCGUUGUAGCUAUCCCGCUUCAAGAGUUCACAGUGUCAUUUCAUUUUUUUUUGUUUAUCUUCAGGUGUAUGGUCUUGCUAUUUAGUGCUUUUAUAUUUCCUUUUCUUUCUAACAACUCAAAUUUUUAAAAAAAUUUACGAAACCCAAGUGCCUUUAAAGGGAUAGUUCACCCAAAAAUGAAAUUACCGUAUGCCAUCGUUUACUCAUCCUCAUGUUUUUCUAAACCUGUAUGAGUUUCUUUAUUCUGCUGAACACAAAGGAAGAUGAUUUGAUAAAUGAUGGUUAGCACAUACCCAUUGACUUCCAUAUUAUGUGUUUUUCCUACUAUUGAAGUCAAUGGGUACCUCCAACUGUGUGAUUACCAUAAUUAUUCAGAAUAUCUUUUUUGUGGUUCAACAGCAUGAAUAAACUCACACAGGUUUAAUACAACACGAAUGUGAGUAAACGAUGACAGAUUUGUAUUUUUGGGUGAACUAUCCCUUUAACUUGUUAUUGAAAACGUAGCGAGUGCUGCCCUGUGAUCUCACAACUGGAAUAUCUUUGCGCAUAUUCCAAUCAUGAUAUAACAAUCUGUGUCCACGUGUUUCGGUCCAUCUGGUGCUACAGACCAAGCAUGGGUGGUGCCUUUGGAAAUGGAGUAAUAUUUACAGAGGGGCAAUCGAGCCCAAAUGCUUUCAAUGAGUCGCUCCUCUAAGCUAAAUGUUUAACUUUAACAGUGAAAGCACUUUUGCAACAAAUCCUGUAUAUAUAUAUACAGUGUGAACAAACAGGGAUUUACAGUAUAGUGAAUGAUCUGGCCACACCUCUAAAAGCUUUCAAAUGUGCGAGAGGGUCUCCUCGCCCCUAUUAUGGUGCAGUUAAUUUCAGGCUAAUGUGACGGUUUUAACCCGGCCGUGCCUCACACGCACACAUGUAAAUCCGCUAAUGUGACAACCAUCUGAACAUGAGGAGUUGAUCUCUCUCUCUCUCUUCUCUCUCUCUUAUACUGUGAGCACAAAUAGCAGCAGCUGGUCCACUCAGGCUAAGCCCUGUGAAAUUUCCCAUUUUCGAAGACUGUUUGCGCUUGUCUGACCCACUGAUCAUAGAUUUUAGGCCAGCUGACCAGGCCUGUGAUCUACACGCUGCCUGAACAUUUACCCUAAUCCCUCAGCUACUGCACUAAUAUACCAUAAACUACAUUCAUGUCCAAAGCUGUACAACAAUCAAUCCAUCACUUUCACACAGUAACAAGUUAAGGUCACACUUGCUUCCUUUCUGUAGCCUCAAAAUUUAUACCUAUCAUAUGUUUUAAUAAAUCAUGUAUGUAAAUGUGAUUGAAAAUGACAGCCCAUGUAUUUUUUUUUUUUAAGUAAAACAAAUUCUUGUUGACCACUAGUUACAAUUAUAACCUCAGUGGGUGAAUGUGAAGACAAACCAUGAAUGCACUGUGAAAGAACUCACAUAUCUGAAAGCUUUAGCUUGGUCAAUAUUGAACAAAUUAUAAAAAGGGUUUGGGAAAAAUACCGAAGCUUUUCUCUGUAGCAUGUCACGAAAAGUUUUUUCUUUCUUUUAAAAAAAACGAACGUAAUAUUGGUGCUUAACUCAGGACUAAGCCCCCAUCUCGGUGUGGGUGUCACAAAGCUUUGGCAAUACAACACAUAAAGGCACAAAAUGCUCUCUGUUUUUUUUUUUUUUACCAAAAAAUGUACAUAGAAACCCAAGCACAUGCUCUUUCAGAAGGGAUUGUAUUGAUUUUAAACCUGUGGUUGUUUCACGAUGCUAAAAAUGUUUUUUUUUUCCCUGAAAUGAUUCUUUGAAAAUUAUCUGUUUAUGUUUUUUUUCUGAAUAGCCUAUGCAACUGUCUAUUUUUACAUUACCAAAAUACUGUAGUUAUGUAAUUAAAUGGUAAAUCAAUUACCAUAAAAGGCAAAUUUAUAAAUUAAAAAAUGAUUUCAUGAUAAACGUCACUAUUUCCACAUGUUUCUCUGUACACUUGAAGGUACUUAAAGAUUUACAGCACUUUUUAAGCUUACACAUGCACCACGAGAAAUGCCAGACAGCGAUUCAGUAUACUGUUAAUGUUAUGCUGUAUAAAAGAUGUUGUAUGUUUAUCAAUAAUUCGCUACAAUGAUAAACACUUGGCCGAGUUGGUAAGGAGGAAGCAUAUUUUCUCAAGUUGAUUGACCCAUUUGUUCUGGGCGGGCCGGGAGAAACUUCAUCUGACCUCUUUGCUGAGAGGCAGGAUUAGACUCCCAGUGAGGUUUUGUAUACAUGCGCUAUUAAACCACAUGCGUUAAACCAGUUUGGGGCGAGACAGAUGCAGAAAUUUCCCAACACACUCAAGUGGACAGCAGAGAUCUGAAAAUUCCUCUUAGCUCAAUUUUGCAAAACACACGAAAACAGUCUGGGCACAGCGGUUUGUUUGUAUCCAAACGAAACCCGGAACGUAAACGGAAUACAAAUCUUCUGAGUCAAGGGACAGAAGAAUAUUACAGCUAUCAAAACAGUUAAAACUCUGACCGCAGACAUAUUAAUAUGCACAGAGGAGAUGCGACAGCCCGUUUGAAGUGGAUUUUAGUGAUAGGAAAAUAAAUCUCGCACUCCCCUUUCUUCACCACUCAUUUGCUCACGCUUAUCGAAAGACAUAUCUCUCAUUUUCCGGCACUCUGACAGACAAAACAAGAAAAAGGGCUCAAAUAAAAAUCUUCCACCUCAGGUCCAAAAGUAAGAU
This is a messenger RNA of Misgurnus anguillicaudatus (oriental weatherfish), 6029 nucleotides long. RefSeq names its product hypermethylated in cancer 1 (gene hic1). Gene Ontology annotation, biological process: regulation of transcription by RNA polymerase II. The record is from RefSeq and is a predicted model, not a curated record. Gene Ontology annotation, cellular component: nucleus. Gene Ontology annotation, molecular function: DNA-binding transcription factor activity, RNA polymerase II-specific; protein binding. NCBI's taxonomy places the organism in Eukaryota, Metazoa, Chordata, Actinopteri, Cypriniformes, Cobitidae.